This is a messenger RNA of Chaetomium globosum CBS 148.51, 1122 nucleotides long. RefSeq lists its product as uncharacterized. The record is from RefSeq and is a predicted model, not a curated record. Gene Ontology annotation, molecular function: CAAX-protein geranylgeranyltransferase activity. The transcript has 4 exons. The coding region runs from base 1 to 1122 and encodes 373 amino acids. Gene Ontology annotation, biological process: protein geranylgeranylation. Gene Ontology annotation, cellular component: CAAX-protein geranylgeranyltransferase complex. Lineage: Eukaryota; Fungi; Ascomycota; Sordariomycetes; Sordariales; Chaetomiaceae.
AUGGGCGACACCCCAGACCACGCCAACGGCGACACCGCCACCGAGCCCACGCUGGACAUUGACCGGCACCUCAAAUACUGGAAGAUGUGCCUGCAGGCGCCCCUACCCAACCACUACCUCUCCAACGAAGGCGUGCGCAUGACCCUCGCCUAUUUCAUCGUCAACUCCAUCCGCAUCCUCACUCCCACGCCCUCCCCAACAUCCACCACCCCGCCAAAACCUCCUCUCAUCCCACCCUCCGACCACCGCCGUCUUCGCCAAUGGGUCCUCUCCCACCAACAACCCGGCGGCGGAUUCGCCCCCUCCUCCACCCUCCUCUCCCCCCCAACCACAACCACCACAAACAACAGCAACCACACCAACCCCGACCCCGCCAACCCCUCCGCCACAACCGGCCUCGCCAACCUCCCCGCCACCCUCUUCGCCCUCCAACUCCUCGCCCUCUUAGCAGACGAGGGCGAAGAGGAGCGGGCGUUUGAGGGGGUGGACCGGGUGCAGACGCUGCGGUGGCUGCGGCGGCUGCAGCGGGCGGACGGGAGUUUUGGGGAGGCGGUGAGCUGGAUGCCGGGGGAGGAGGAGUGGUUUGUUGGGGGGGGAUAUGAUAUGCUGUAUUGUUAUAUUGCGGUGGCGGUGCGGUGGAUGUUGAGGGGGGAUGUUGGGGGUGGUGGGGAGGAUGAGGCGGGGGUGGGGGAUUUGGAUGUGGGGGCGUUGGAGAGGUAUAUUUUGGGGAGUCAGACUUACGACGGCGGCUUUGCGGGCAGCUCCAAGGAAGAGCCCCAUGCUGGCUACGCCUACUGCGCCAUCGCCGCCCUCUCCCUGCUCGACCGGCCCCUCACAAACAGCACCGCCCUCCACCCCAACAAAAUCCUGCACUCAGGCAUCCGCAACAUGCCCGCCCUCCUCCACUGGCUCGCCUCACGCCAGUUCGUAUACCUCGAAGCCCCACCCCCCAACCCCGACGACGACAACUUCGACGACUCCGAAGACGAAGACAACUUCCGCCUCCCUGUCCCGCCUCGCCGACCUCUCCCUCGCUCCGCCAACCACCACCCACGUCGCGUGCAACGGCCGCUGCAACAAGUGCUCUGGCGGUUGCCGGUUCGCGACGGUCAGGGUGAUUGA